This is a messenger RNA of Trifolium pratense (red clover), 1745 nucleotides long. RefSeq lists its product as uncharacterized. Bases 908 to 1666 code for a protein of 252 amino acids. Gene Ontology annotation, molecular function: RNA-DNA hybrid ribonuclease activity; nucleic acid binding. The record is from RefSeq and is a predicted model, not a curated record. The transcript has 2 exons. Lineage: Eukaryota; Viridiplantae; Streptophyta; Magnoliopsida; Fabales; Fabaceae.
UCUUACCAACAGACGAGACAGAAUGAAAUUACUGUCCCAACCCACGGACUCAAAAUCCAAACAGAAGUACAAUAAGUGAAAUUUUUGGAUAACUCUUUCUUCUUGACAUGGAAACUGACAUGCCAUUUGAAAUUAUCAAACAAAAUAAAAUAAAAUAUGAAGUAAUAAGGAAGGGAAUUUUCUUCUUUUCUUAAUAGAGUACCAGACUUAUCUCACGGCUAUAUGACCAAAGAUCAGGUAGUGAAGGAUUAUAAUCAUUUGGUAGAGUAUGAAACUUGGUCACCAGCAGCAGCACACCAAAACACAAAAUCUGGUUAAUGGUCAAAUGUGUUUUUUUACAAGGCAAAGUAUUAGUGAUUUGUUAAGGGAUAAAGAUUAGUUAGUAGCACAUAUUCAGUCUUAAACUCUCUACAUAAUAAUCUUUCCAUUUUCCAUUCCUUAUGACGUUACUCCUUCAGAAAUUUUCCACAUAAUAAUAAUAAUAAUACUUUUUCCACCUUUUUAAAUAGUACGUUUUAUUCCUCUCUGAAAUUUGUUGGAGCGUGUAAUGCCUUUUUUAGAGGGUGUAAUACCUUUGUGGUAGAAUUAUGGGGCUGUUCAAAGGUGUAAAUAUUGCUUGUAAUAAAGGAUUUCAAGUUAUGACUUUGUGUUCAUUCAGAAGCGGUGUUGAAGAGUUUGAAUAACAUUACCCCUAGUUGUAUGGUGGGUUUGUAGACAGAUCAAUAAAGUUCAGAAGCUUUAAAAGUUGAAUCAGAGGGUUAAAGUUGCAGACCUGUUGACAUUACAGGGAAACAAUUGGGAUGCUGGUCAAAUUAAUGCCAUAUUUCCCUCAAAUGUUGCUAAGAAUAUAUUUGUGGUUCCUUUGUUUGAUAUUCAGGGACCAGGUGUGUUGAUUUGGAAAGGGGAUAUGAAUGGAUUAUAUAGUGUGAAGUCAGGUUACAAUAUGGGGUUGAAUAUGAAGCAAGGGACAGAUGAUAACAAUGGAGGUCAUGACUGGUUUUGUGUGUGGAAUGCGCAUGUUCCGCCGAAGUGUGAUACGAGUAUUCAGAGUUGGCAAACAGCAGGAUUAUGGCCUCAAGUUCGGGACAGAGUGCAAAGAAUGAAUUCAGUAGCAGAAGUGGUGCUAGAUAUAUGCUCGCGAGAAGUCGAGGCUGUGGUGAACCGAUUUAUGAUGAUUGUGUGGGGACUGUGGCAUAACAGGAAUGAAUGGAUAUGGAAUCAAAAGCAAAUGAACCCGGACCAGAUUAAUCAUUGGGCACAAGCACGGUGGUCCGAAUGGAAUGCAGCACAACAUCGGGUUACAGCAGAUGCUACCGAAGGUUCUGCUGUUCAGAGGCGAUGGGUUAAACCAAAUACCGGAGAAUUAAAAUGUAAUGUUGAUGCGGCUUGUCAUCGUUCAAUCGACAAGACUAGCUAUGGAUGUUGUUUAAGAGAUUCAAAUGGUGAUUUCAUUCAAGCUUUGUCAGGUUGGUGCAAUCCUGAGUUAUCAGUAUGUGAGGGGGAGGCACUAGGAAUGUGGCAAGCCAUGUCAUGGGUUCAGAAUUUGGGUUUGAGUAAAGUGAUAUUUGAAAGUGACUCCAAGACCUUAGUUGAUGCAGUUAACUCCAAAUCUGUAGGUGGUUCAGAAUUUCAUGCUUUAGUCUCUUUAGAAUUUUGCUUAGUUUAAAUAACAAUUUGAGGUUAAGUUUAUUCUCCGGCAAGCGAAUAUGGUCGUCCAGUUUAGCAAAAGCGGCCAUUUCUAAUGA